Molecule: messenger RNA, 4566 nt
Organism: Triplophysa dalaica
Lineage: Eukaryota; Metazoa; Chordata; Actinopteri; Cypriniformes; Nemacheilidae
Gene: ptprnb
Product: protein tyrosine phosphatase receptor type Nb
Exons: 23
Coding region: 165-2963 (932 amino acids)
Biological process (GO): protein dephosphorylation
Cellular component (GO): secretory granule
Molecular function (GO): protein tyrosine phosphatase activity
Source: RefSeq, a predicted model, not a curated record
CUGGAGUGCGCUGGCGCUCCUUUCCUCAAACACUCAUCUUCAUAACACUCUUCCCCAAGCCUCGUGUUUCUAGAGUUUGGCACGCGCACAACAUCACGCCAAUCGCUGUGUCACCUAAAUAUGCUGGUGUAAACGGGAGUGGAGGUGCGACAAGCCGAGGAAAGAUGAAAUCCUCGCGACUGUGGAUGCUUAUCUGUAUGGCGACUGCGUGUUGUCAGCUUGGCACCGCUGAUAAAUACGGUUGUCUGUUUGAUGAAGGCAUAUGCUCCAGUGACCAGGUUUGCUGGGAUGAUGAGCUGUUUGGUCAGUGUCUCACACAGAAGCAGGAAAGGUUUCUAUACAAAGUAUCGGCUGUCCUACUAGACAGACUGCAGUCCGUGUUGCAAAUGCUUAUGAGGAAAGGAUCAACUUGGCAGGAUGAUGUUACCCAGUCAGUGAUUAAAAAAGAACUUAGCAAAGUUCCAAAGAUCCCAGCAUCACCUGGAAAGAAUAAUGGCCCAUCUGAGUCAAAGGGUGACCCUACAAACCAGCUCAAACCCAAACUGAUCAAGCCCCAUGUGGACUACAUGAUUGUUGACCCCCCUCAGUCAUCUCUCCACAUGCAAAGUCUGGACCCUUACACUUACCCAAGAUACGGCUAUCAAGAUGAAGAGGAGCGCUCUCUGAACCUGGUGGAUGGGGGGAGGUCCCAACCGGACUCCUCUCGCAUCAGGGGCAAUUCACCCCUUUCUGCAUCUCUGGAUAAAGAUGAUCAGCUUCUGCAGGAUCUGAUGACUCUCCUUCUCUCCUCACCCGCACAGCCUACCAUACGCCAUCGGGUGGCAGCACCUCAUCACGUCUCGUCUUUUUUCCAGGAUCUGGACUUCCCUCUCGACUAUAAAGACUACAACAAGGAAUUUUUAGGCCAGGACAUCAACAACCAGCAGCAGCAAAAGGAGGGGUCCCAGAAGUAUAAAGCGUUUGUUGGGCAUAGGGGGGAGACCCAAGAGAGCCUACAUGAGCUGCUUCUUCAGCAUGGGUUUGAUCUGAACCAUCUGAACCCAGAGGAGAUGGAACGUCUCUUUACUGUCCUUCAGCUCCUACAAAAUGAACCCACAAACAACCAGAGAAAACCUGAGAAAAUGGAUUCUGUGCCUCAAAAAGUGAUGAAGAUAACAGAGGGUGAGAUGACCCGUGUGGUGGAGCAGGCUUCUGUCCCCGCUAAAAAUUCCUCUUUACCUUCUCCAAACAUCCCUGGGUUCCAAGCCUCUCCAGGGACCUCCCGGGAUAACUAUGUCCCUGUGGGUACCGGUAUACUAAGCACUGCGGCUCUCAAACAUGAGGAUGGAAAGCUUGGAAAGGGAGCCCCGAGUGUAAAACCAGGAAAGACUGGAACCAAGUCAAAGGAGGAGUUUGGUUACAUUGUCACCAAUCAGAGUCCCCUCAGUCUUUCCGAUGGGGUUAAUCUACUGAAGACUCUCGCAGAGAGGAUCCAUCUCACCACUGGCUCUUUCGUCAAUAUCAGCGUGGUUGGUCCAGCAGUCACUUUCCGUGUCCUGCCGAACAGCCAGAAUUUUACAGCCAACGAUGUGUCGGAAAAGGCCUUGGCUCAAAAGAACUCUCUAGAAUCAGAGACUGAGCUAAAGGUGCUCCAGGCAGGUGUCGGGGAGAGGGAAGAUGGUCAUGCGUUGCCAGUGGCAACACGUGUACAUGACAACACCCAGUGGGUGUUUCUCAUGUUGGUGGGUGUGGCUUGUGUGGGUGGACUCCUGGUGGGGGCGCUGACCAUCGCCUGUCUGCGCACACAUGCCCGUCAGUUGGCUUCAGGGAAACUGGGGUUGGGACCUGAAGCUGGAAACGUGACGCAUUAUGAGUACCAGGAUCUUUGUCGGCAGCACAUGGCUGCUAAGUCCUCUCUGGGCAGGCAGGACUGUGGGGUCGGAGCUGCAGGUGGUGCCGGUUCGGCAGGAGGGGGAGGUGGGGGAGGAACGGAUACAUCGCGGGUUAGCAGCGUUUCAUCACAGUUCAGUGAUGCUCCACAGCCAAGCCCUAGUUCACAUAGCAGCACCCCCUCCUGGUGUGAGGAGCCGGCGCAGUCCAACAUGGACAUCUCUACAGGACACAUGAUACUGGCAUAUAUGGAAGAUCAUCUGAAAAAUAAAGACCGUUUGCUAAAAGAGUGGGAGGCCCUGUGCUCCUACCAGGCAGAAUCAAGCACUGUAUCAGCAGCCCAUAGCGAAAAUAACAUGAAAAAGAAUCGCUGCUCUGAUGCCGUCCCCUACGAUCAUUCCAGAGUGAAGCUGAAGGCUGAGAUUAACCCCUCCAGGAUUGACUAUAUCAACGCCAGCACCAUUGUCGAGCAUGACCCCCGGAUGCCAGCAUAUAUCGCCACCCAAGGACCUCUCUCACACACCAUCUCUGAUUUUUGGCAGAUGGUUUGGGAAAGUGGCUGUACAGUUAUAGUGAUGAUGACUGCUCUAGUUGAGGACGGAGUAAAACAGUGUGAUCGCUACUGGCCCGACGAAGGCUCUUCUCUCUACCACAUAUAUGAGGUGAACCUGGUGUCUGAACACAUCUGGUGUAAUGACUUCCUAGUGCGUAGUUUCUACCUGAAGAAUGUCCAAACCCAGGAAACCCGUACCCUCACCCAGUUUCACUUCCUGAGCUGGCCCGCAAAAGGAAUUCCCACCUCCACACGCCCUCUGCUGGACUUCCGCAGGAAAGUCAACAAAUGCUACCGAGGCCGCUCCUGCCCCAUUAUUGUGCACUGCAGUGAUGGUACAGGUCGAACCGGAACAUACAUCCUGAUUGAUAUGGUUCUUAACCGUAUGGCUAAAGGAGUUAAGGAAAUUGAUAUCGCCGCAACCCUGGAACACAUCCGAGACCAGAGACCAGGAAUGGUGCGCACCAAGGAGCAGUUUGAGUUCGCACUGACUGCUGUGGCUGAAGAGGUUAAUGCUAUUCUCAAAGCUCUACCCCAGUGAGACAAAUGCCUAUUUCUGCCUAAUUAUUAGAAACACUGGCACAACGCAUUCAUUCAAACACACUUACAAAAUUCCUCGCAAAUACCUGCAUGUGAGCAUACAUGCCUUGUGUGGCCACUAAGGUUAGUAUUAGGGAUAUGCAUGAGAAAUCGACUAGUCGAGUACUCGUUCCACAAAUAAAAAGUAGUUUUGUUACAAGUGCAUGUUUUUUUAUUUAUUUAAGUGAUUAGAGACAAUGAAAGAAAAAUAAAGAAAUAUGGCAGUAUUUCUUAUUGGUAUUUGGUUGUUGUAAAAGUCAUGCCUCCUCGCUGGAUGAAGAUUCUCUUUUAUGGUGGAAAUAAAGUUUUAUAUUGCAAUGAGGUGUCACUGCAACCUGUGUCAUCAGAUCACAUUAAACAUGUUAAAUGAAAAGAAUAUUAUAGCCGUCAUAUAGUUUUCCUAUACUAAAAUGGUGGCCGUCUACUUUUGAAAGUGAUUUCAGUGUAAGGUACAAUUGUGUUUUUAUCAUCCUAAUAUUUUAUUAAUGCAUAUUGUUAUUUUUUGCAGAAGCAUAUUGUGACAGAUUUUUUUAAACUGUUUUAAGGGUUAUGUUAUGUUAUAAUCUAACAAAUCAAUAUAUUUUGUUAUAAAAUAUAUUUUCACAUGUGUCAAAUUUACUUGUUUAAGCAUCAGAGUACUCGACUAUAAAUUACUCUAAAUGUCCGCCCCUAAUUAUAUAUUUCCCAUUAUGAACUUUUCCAAAACACACACUGAUUCUAACCAGUGCAGCCUAAUCUUCCCCUCAGCAUGUAAUAUCAAAUCUCUUUGCACAUUCAAACACAAACGUACUACUUGGACUCAUUUAGAAUAUUCAGGAUCUAACUAUUCCUUGUGUUCUAUUAGAAACAUCUAAUUAGCUGAAGUCUGUUUCUCUGUGCUCUCUUGGAUGCUGCCCUCAAUUUCACCAUGGUGAUGACAUCCCUGUUAUGUGCAGUUAAUCUGUGUUAUGUGUAUUUUCUUCAUAAAACUGUUGUUCGGUGUGGUGGUAGCUGAAGAGAGGGAAAACAGAGAAAGCGUAUACACCGUGGUCAUGUAUAGACCUGAAUGGAAUGUGCACCGACAUCUUGCUGAAGUCUCCACAAAAUUUCAACAGAAUCCCACCACAUAUUUAUUGUGUACAUUUGGACUAAAUUGAGAAAGCAGCAAAAAUACCAUUUGUAGAAUAGUAUUCCUUUUUCAGUUAACUGUGUUUCAACUCAUUCCACAAAUGUGUUUCCACAUAUAUUGGCACAUUCUUUUUCCACAAGAAAUGGGGAAAAUAUAUUUAGUUCAUAUGAUCCUUAGUACCAUUUUCUUCAUAGAAUCAAUUGUGAAGAAUUUGAUUUGUCAAAUAAUUUAAGGCCAGAUUUUUGGAGAAAUGCUUAGUUGUGUGAGGUAUGCUGAAGGCAGUUUGAAUUCCCUCUCUUUCUUCUCUGGUUUAAAUCUCUCUUUCUGUACUUUAUUGUGGUCAACUUAACUGUUCUAUUCUUUCUGCAAAACAAUAAAAAGAAAAAAAGAAAAAGUUAUUGAAAUAUUAAAAAGCUUAUUUUGUAUCUUGUGAUGACUAAUAAAACUUGUGAAGUGA